Saccoglossus kowalevskii is the source of this 1181-nucleotide messenger RNA. RefSeq lists its product as uncharacterized. The record is from RefSeq and is a predicted model, not a curated record. Lineage: Eukaryota; Metazoa; Hemichordata; Enteropneusta; Harrimaniidae.
GGCAAAGCCGUAUAAUCACUUCUCCCUCUGCACCGCGUGUUGUUUAUAUCAAAGAGACUGAUACCGUUUGCUCAAACUAUAGAUGAUCACAGUGAUACGGCGCAAUGUACGAAUUAGCGUUCCGAUGGAUCGUGUACCUCUUUAUUGUUGACUUGGCCAGUGCUGCAACGAGUAAUAGUAUUGAGCAAGAUUUAUUCGUAAACAAAUGCGGCCGUACGAAAACCGAUUACGGCAUGCUAUUGGAUUCACAUGGCAAAGCUGGUGAAUACGAUUUCUUCAACCGAUCACUAAUAUGCAGUUACACCUUCAGAGCUUCAGUGCCUUACACAAACGUCCAGGUGGAGUUUCAUUGGUUUGAUGUAGGUGUGCGUUAUAUGGACACGGGUAGCUGUACCACAGCAUUUAUGAAUAUUUACGAUGGAAUGUCUUCGUCAGACGCUCUACUCAAAGGACCACUAUGUGGCUCUGAUCGACCGAGUCUGACGAUGACGACAGGUGAUAGCGUUACUAUCGAAGUGGAAAUUGACGGCAAUAGUACUGUGCUAGACUUUCGUGCUGUGUUAACGGCUUAUAGAGGCGAGACCGUUCUUGGGAUUUGUCCCAGUGCAACUGAUGAUUUUCACUGUGAAACCAGUAAACUGUGUAUUUCCACACAAAUGACAUGUCUUAGUCCCAACAUAUCAAGCUGUGGUAACCAAGAUUAUAGCGACCAGUCGAAGAACGAUCCAUUAAGUUGCCCUUAUGACUACGUUGAUUUGAUUCCAUUGUGGAUUGCCCUAGCUAUAGUUGCUGCCACUUUACCCUUUCUUAUGUACUGGUGUUGCUGGAGGCCUGGGUAUGUGCAGUGGGUGUGCUGCGUAUGUAGACACAAAAGUCUGGGCGGACCUUGUGAACUGUGCACACGAAAAAGCCGAAACUGCUUGAGAGGUCUGUUCGCUGGAUGUCGAGGUUGUGCGUGUUGCGGACCGCGUUACAUAGCUGACGCAGGGGACGGUGAAGGCGGUUACCGCAAGCUGUCUAGUCGGAAAGGCGUUUAUAUAUCAAAUUAUAGACACAAUAACUCACAAUAUGGUUAUUCCAAUAGUUCAACACCAUUACCAUUGCAAGGGACGAGAUCUCCGGACAGUGGAAAGGGUAGCACUGUUGAUUCUAAGAACGAAGUCCGUACUGUUCAUGCAUGA